Molecule: messenger RNA, 5004 nt
Organism: Polypterus senegalus (gray bichir)
Lineage: Eukaryota; Metazoa; Chordata; Cladistia; Polypteriformes; Polypteridae
Exons: 25
Coding region: 419-3889 (1156 amino acids)
Cellular component (GO): myosin complex
Source: RefSeq, a predicted model, not a curated record
AGCUUCAUCUUCCUCCACCCGACCGAGGAUGCUGAUGGUCUUCUUUUAGAGCCCGUGAGCAGGUCCGGUCAGUCAGCAGUGUAUCCUGGAAGCAUCUUCAGCUUGGAUGAUUGAGCUCCCUCUAGUGGUCCCCGACAGGGCUGCACACUUUGACUACAAUUCCAAAUUUUGGUCACACUGCUACCCGGAGCACAGGAGGAACAGCAGCAGGCAGUCCACCAAUGCCCCUCCAUUACGUCAGCGUGCUGCCAACUGCCCCAGCUGGGUCACCAGUCCAUCCAUGGCUUCCUCCCCACAUUUCAUCCCACAAAGGAUCACAACUCCCAGGCAGGUUUUGUCAAAAUGAAGAAAGCAUUUGCUCUGAGUGUGGGCGAGAUGAGGCGACGAGGAACUCGCAGGACCCCGCAACACACAGCCCAUGUUCAAGAAGAUCAGCAAGAAACGCGAAUCUCAGGUUAAACCUCUACCGCACUGCUUCGAAACCGACAUGAGAGAGAAAGAAGAGUCGCGAAAAGCCAUGCAGCAGAACGAGCAGCUCGGACAGAGAACCGCGGAGUUUGAGGAGAACAACGCCGUGCUCGAGCAGCACCGAAAGCAAGUGGGCGUUCGAUUACGAGCGGAGCAGGAAGGCCCCCUGGAGACGGAGCAGCACUGCAAACAGCUGGCGAAGGUGAACCGGGACCUGGAGUCGCAGGUGGCAGACCUGAGCAGUCGCCUGCAGGAGGAGGAGAGCUGCACGGCCGAGCUGGCGGCUCACAAAAGACGGCUGGAGAAGGAGUGCUGCACCCUGGAGAAGGACGUCGAGGAGCUGGAGGCGACCCUGACUGCGGUGGAGAAAGAGAAGCAGUGCUCCGAAGUCAACGUGCGGAAGCUGUCGGAGGAGCUGUCUCGACGGGACCAGGCCUUCACCGCGCUGCAGCAAGAAAAGGAGCACCUGGAGGACCUCAAUCUGCAUGCACUUGAGGACCUGCAAGCAGAAGAAGAAAAAGUGAACUCGCUAACCAAGGAGAAGGCAAAACUCCAGCUGGAAAUCGAGGAGUUGGAUUACCUGUUGCAGCAGGAGAAAAGGCAGCGGUCAGAGCUGGACAAAGCCAAGAAGAAGUUGGAAGGGGACACCAAGAUGACCAUCGAAAAUCUGAGCGAAAUGGAGAGAUUGAAGAUGGACCUGGAGGAUGUCAUCAAGAAGAAGGACUUGGAGAUGACCACCAUCAGCGACAAGCUGGAGGAAGAGGAGUCACAAAACCUGAAUGUCCAGAAGAAAAACAAGGAGCUCCAGGUGCGGAUUGAAGAGCUGGAGGAGGAGCUGGAAGCCGAGCGAGCCAUAAGGGCCAAGGUGGAGAAGCAGCGCUCAGACCUCAGCAGGGAGCUCGACGACCUCACCGACAGGCUGGAGGAGGCCGGUGGUGCGACCGCUUCGCAGGUGGAAAUGAACAAGAAGCGCGAGACGGAGCUUCUGAGGCUGCGGCGCCAGCUGGAAGACGCGUCCCUUCAAUCCGAGGCCGUGGCUGCAGCGCUGCGCAAAAAACACGCGGAUGCCCUGGUGGAGAUGACGGAGCAGUACGAGAGCCUGCAGCGGGUGCGCGCCAAGCUGGAGAAGGACAAGCAGAACACGAAGCUGGAAAUCGAGGACCUGGCAGCUACUUUGGAAAAUCUGCAGAAAUCCAAGGUUUUGGGUGACCUACAGAUACAUAAAUUGGAGACCUUGCUGGCCGAGUCCAAUUCCAGGAACGAGGAGCUCCAGAAGGCCCUUUCAGAAGUGAACUUGGCCAAAACCAGGCUGACAGGUGAAAAUAAUGACCUGAGUCGACAGUUGGAAGAAAUUGAAAACCGGGCCUGCCAAAGCAUGCGAACAAAGACCCUGCUGGGGGCUCAGAAUGAAGAUCUGAAGAAGCUGCUGGAAGAAGAAAUUAAAGCGAGGGCCGCACUCGGAAACAGCUUUGCGACCAUGAAACACGACUGUGAGCUUCUGAAGGAGCAGCUGGAAGAGGAGCAAGAGGGCAAACUGGAGCUACAGAGGCUGGUGUCCAAGCUCAACAGUGAUGUGACCCACUGGCGGAGCCGCUACGAGGCGGACGCGAUUCAGCGCACGGACGAGUUGGAGGAGGCCAAGAAAAAGUUGUCAUCGAGACUCCAGGAGGCAGAAGAGGCGGUUGACGUCGCUCAGGCCAAGUGUUCAAGUUUGGAAAAAACGAAGCAGCGGCUGCAGGGAGAGGUGGAGGAUCUGUGCAUCGAUCUGGAGAAGGCAAACGCUUCUGCCACCUCCUUGGACAAGAAGCAGCGGCUGAUGGAGAAGCAGCUGGCCGACUGGCGGCAGAAGUGCGAGGACGUCCUGGUGGAGCUGGAUGGCUGUCAGAAGGAAUGCCGGCAACUGGCCACUGACCUGUUUAAAGUCAAAACGGCCUACGAAGAGGCAGUUGAGCAAAUGGAGAUGCUGAAGAGGGAGAACAAGACACUGCAAGAGGAAAUCACGGAUUUAACAGACCAGCUUGGCGAAGGAGGGAAAAGUGUGCACGAGCUUCAGAAAUCCAAGAAGAAGCUAGAGAUGGAAAAGGAGGAACUGCAGGGGGCACUUGAGGAGUCGGAGGCAGCUCUCGAGGCCGAGGAGACCAAAGUAGUGCGCCUGCAGCUGGAACUGACACAGGCCAAGGCGGACGUUGACCGCAGGAUCCAAGAGAAGGAAGAAGAGUUUGAAGCUACGAGAAAGAACCACCAAAGAGCCCUGGACUCUGCCCACGCUAGCCUAGACGUGGAGGUCAAAGGACGCACCGAGGCGGUCCGAAUUCGCAAGAAGUUGGAAGGGGACAUCAAUGAGCUCGAGCUGCAGCUGGACCUCGCCAAUAAAAAUAAUGGUGAGCUACUGAAGACCACCAAGAAGAUGCAGCAGCAGAUUAAGGACAUGCAGACGCAGAUAGAAGAGGAGGCCCGACAGCAAGAGGAGCUACGGGAGCAGUACGGUCUGAUGGAGCGCCGCUGUGGGCUUCUCACCACCGAAAUCGAGGAGAUCAGAGCGGGUUUGGAUGCAGCUGAGCGGUCCCGCAAGAUGCUUGAGCAAGAAAUGAUUGAGACCACCGAAAAGAGCAAUGAAAUGAAUAGCCAGUUCCAGGCGGUCACCAGCGUAAAGCGGAAGUUGGAAGCGGACCUUCAGCAGAUGAGCACCGAGCAUGAGGAGCUUCUAGGGGAGCUGCGGGUGUCUGAGGAGAAGGCCAAGAAGGCUGUGGCUGAGGCUGUGCGGAUAUCAGAAGAGCUGCGCCAUGAACAAGACCACACUCUGCACCUGGAGAGGGUCAAGAAAGGGCUGGAGGCGCAGGUCAAGGAGCUGAAUGUCAGGCUGGAGGAGGCCGAGCAGUCCGCUUUGAAGGGGGGCAAGAAGACGAUUCAGAAACUCGAAGGACGGGUGAAGGAGCUCGAGGUGGAGUUGGAUGCAGAACAGAAGCGGCACGCAGAGAGCGUGAAGACCCUCCGCAAGAACGAGCGCCGUCUCAAGGAGCUGGUCUUCCAGGCGGAGGAAGACCAGAAGAACCAACACCGCAUGCAGGAGCUGGUGGAGAGGCUGCAGAACAAGCUGAAGGCCUACAAGAGACAAGUGGAGGAAGCUGAGGAACAAGCCAACGUGAACCUGGUGAAGUAUCGCAAGACGGUCCACGAGCUGGACGACGCCGAGGAAAGGGCGGACAUCGCCGAGGCGGCACUCACGAAAAUCCGAACCAAGAACCGGGCGAGCUUCGGGAAAGGCUACUCUUCGGGCUACAGCACCCCAUUCACCGGCACCAUCAGGUCUCCAAGUUCUGCGGGAUCCGAAGGUCGAGGUGAAAAACUAAUUGGCGAUGAAGACACGGCCUCCCUCAUCCCUGCGUAUCUCAAUUCACUGAAGAAGCUGAUGAUUGACUAGGAGAAAAAAAACAAAAUCAAAUUAAAGUUCAAAUCAAACUGUUCAAUAAAACAGCUUGGGGGGCAAAGUGUGACCACCCUGUAGAGCCCACUCUGCCGACCAACCCACAUUUGUGUAUGCAAACCUCCCACCCGUUUGUUUUCUACUCCCAAUGUCUUUUUCUUCCUGUAAAAAAUUGUAGGAUGGCAGUGCUGAUCCCAGGGGGUACAGGAUGCCAGUUGGGGGCACAUGUUGAGUGAUAUCUCAUUCAGUGUGCCACCCCACUUUGUAUAUACAAAGACACGGAAUUUCAAGGGUCACAGCUAAACCCACCCGCUUUUGCAAUGUUAGCUCAGCAGCAGGCAGACGUUGGUGGUCUCGUGACCACCAGUUUAUGGUCGAGAUCUCGUUGGAUGUCUGAGAUCGGGGCAUUUUUUCAGAAUAUGCGCUUUAUACACAAUUUAAGAAUCUUUCUGUACACUUUAAUGAAUUAAUUAAUUUACUAACAUGUUAUAUGAAUUGGGAUGAGAGGGGUCUCCACUACUAAGGCAGCUUGGCCAAAGUGAAAUAUUCAAAAUGGUACAUACGUCCAAAUGAGUUUCAAGAAGACCCUCGGUCCGGUCGUAGACGGCAUAAACCGACGACUCCAAAGGGCUCAAAUGCCACACAAGGCAAAGGGAAACAUUCUGAGGUCCAUCAAGUCGGAUCAGCGGGGUUAGACAGGGGGCACCGAGGCUUUGGAUGCCCGCCGUUGAUGAUUCCAGUUGUUUAAGCCCAGUGGUCCUGGCCUUUCGUGCACUCGUAAAACCCCCCCGGCUGGCUUAUUCUAUACAUGUCGUAAUUCUUGAAAUUCGUUGGCCAUUUUGAAUGUCGGCCCACUGACUUUCAAGCUUCUGCGUCCCCCCCAGUUGAGAUGCUGAAAUAUUCAGAUGCCAGCUCUUUCCGUUUGGAACGCAACAAACUGCAUAAGGGCCUGGAGAACGGAAAUUCCUGAGGUGUUCAUUGGAAGCUUUGUCAGCUGCGAGAGCCGCCGAGAAAUGAAAGCAAGCAGCAGUUUUCAAGUUUCUCUCAAAAUGGUGGUUUGUGGCACUCUGUUAUGUGGGUUUAGAAUUUGAAUAAACUAUUAAUGAACUCUU